Danaus plexippus (monarch butterfly) is the source of this 3601-nucleotide messenger RNA. RefSeq names its product polycomb protein EED (gene escl). The record is from RefSeq and is a predicted model, not a curated record. NCBI's taxonomy places the organism in Eukaryota, Metazoa, Arthropoda, Insecta, Lepidoptera, Nymphalidae. The transcript has 7 exons. Gene Ontology annotation, biological process: negative regulation of transcription by RNA polymerase II. Gene Ontology annotation, cellular component: ESC/E(Z) complex. The coding region runs from base 130 to 1368 and encodes 412 amino acids. Gene Ontology annotation, molecular function: nucleosome binding; protein binding.
AUAUAACUUUGACGUUAGAGACGCUACUAACAGCUGAUAUAAUUAUUUCUUAGGCAAAGUAACUUUUUAGUACAACUUAUUGGAAUUUUGUGAGUGAACUUCAACUUGGAUUAAUAUCAACAAUCAAAAAUGAAUUUUUCUGACAAUGAAGCAGACGACACUUCUAGUGUUGAAAGUACUUCGAAUACCGACAAUACUUCUCGCAGUGAAACUCCGACGAACACUCGCGUGAAGAAAAGAAGACGUGGUAAGAAAAAGGCCGUUACUAAACCAGUGAAACCUCCAUAUAAAUUCAAUUGCAGUGCAAAAGAGGAUCAUGGACAACCCCUUUUUGGUUGUCAAUUCAACCAUCAUCUUAGGGAAGGGGAACCUCAAAUAUUUGCUGUUGUCGGCAGCAACAGAGUCUCUAUAUAUGAGUGCCCAGAAUCGGGAGGUUUUAAAUUUCUGCAAUGCUACGCUGAUCCUGAUGUUGAUGAGACAUUUUACACCUGUGCAUGGUCGUAUGAGGAAGAAACUGGUUUACCACUCCUAGCUGUGGCCGGAUCCCGUGGGAUAGUGCGAAUUUUUCAUCCCGCAACCCAAACAUGUAUAAAGCACUACAUAGGCCACGGUCAUGCUAUCAAUGAAGUGAAAUUCCAUCCUCGCGAUCCGAAUUUGUUGCUGUCUGCGAGCAAGGACCACGCUUUACGGCUAUGGAAUAUCAUGACGGAUGUCUGCAUCGCCAUUUUCGGUGGGGUCGAAGGUCACAGGGACGAGGUCCUCAGCGCCGAUUUCGACUUAAAAGGCGAAAGGAUAAUGUCAUGUGGCAUGGACCACUCGCUGAAACUCUGGAGGCUGGAUAAACCAUCCAUGAACGAAGCCAUCAAACAAAGUUAUAGUUUUAAUCCGCACAGAGCACUCCGGCCAUUCAAUUCGCUCAAAGAACAUUUCCCCGACUUCUCGACCAGAGAUAUUCACAGGAACUACGUGGAUUGUGUGAGGUGGAUGGGUGAUUUAAUAUUAUCGAAGUCGUGUGAAAACGCUAUCAUAUGCUGGAAACCUGGACGGCUGGAGGACACAGACUUAAGACCUGGAGAUAACUCGGUGACGAUCGUUCACAGAUUUGACUACAAGGAGUGUGAGAUAUGGUUUAUAAGAUUUGCUGUUGAUUAUAGCCAAAGAGUUAUAGCUCUCGGUAACCAGUGCGGGAAGACGAUGGUUUGGGAGUUGGGCGGCGUGGCGGGAGGGUCGCGCGUGUCGCUACUAGUUCAUCCGAGAUGUGUGGCCGCCGUCAGACAGGUGACUCUGUCUCGAAACGGCAAAAUACUACUGACUUGCUGCGACGACGGCACUAUAUGGAGAUGGGAUCGGGUCCACAACGGAAGCUGAGGUGAUCAUACUGGCAAUAUAAAUGUAAUCUGAUAACGAACGUCUCACCAGGAGUCAGGUCAGGGUAUGAACAUAUACUGUUUAGAUGAAACUAAUGUCAUUCGGAAUACUAACCGUAUUUUAUUAUUUUUAAAUACUACAUACUCCCUGAAAAUAACAAAACACGCGCAGUAAUCCGAAUAAUAUCAGUUUCAUUUAAAUGAAUGCUCGCGAAAGUCGGCGACGAUCUUGUAAAUACGUUACAAUGACUAAUAAAAACGAAGUUAAGUAUUAUGAUUUUGGGUUGUCAUUUGUCGUGGCACGCCGCGGUAUAAAUAGCGCCCUCGAGGGAACGCCUUGCUGUGAAUGUUUCGUUUAAGUUAGGUUUCCUUGUACGUAUCAAAUAUGUCAUAUUUUCUAACUUUCAUUCACAGAAAUAGUUUUGAUUUCACAUCAACGUAAAUAUUGACCGAGGAAAGUAUACGCAGGCCGAUCGUUACUUCCGGACCUUAAUUUUAAUCGAUUAGUGAAAUAAAACAACUUUAUUAUGUCAAAUUUUCAUUUUAAUGACCAACAUAUUACAUCUACGUUAUAACAAAAUGAAUCACAGGGGCCAAUGUGUUAUUGUACUACUCGCUUUCUAAUCACGUGUCAAUCUAAGCGACAUCUUUUUAGGCUCUCGGCACAAAAUUACUCUCCAUUAAAAAGAAUAAAAAAAGGAGAUUUAUGACCAAAAACCGCUUCACACCGAGCAAGUCUCGACGUGUUUGUACGCCGGCGAGGCGGAGAGCCAAAAAAGAUGCAUUGUUUCAUCGAACACCUAAGACCUAACCUAACAAUACGAGGCGUUACAACCUAACAACUAUAUUACACUUAAAUAUAAAUGACAGCGUAAUUGAAUUUAGUCCAUUCCUUUGAUUUAUUUCAGUCUUUAAAAAUUUAACGAUUCAUCGAUGUAAUUAUUAUGGGGAACGAAUGACGUCAUAAAUUAUAAAAUAACGGAGGAGAUAUGGCUUGCAGCAUGCAGCAUGAAGCAUAUCCUGGGGUCGAGUAUAGUACAGAACUGAUUCGCGGUGAAGGUAGAAUCAUAGCACUUUAUCUUAAAACGAAUUCAAUUGAGCUCGUUCAUACAAGUUCAUUGUUUACAAAUUAUAACAACUUAAUUAUCUAAACAUAAAUAAGGGUCACUGACACGAACCGAUCAUACGUUCGUGUAUAGACACAGUAACACGUCCCAAAGGCGCCGAGCGCUGUUCACAAAUUCUCAUAUAAUAGCCAUAAUAACAAUAGGUGUAAUAAUUCAUAUAUACAUUAACGUACUAUGUAAAUAAAGUAUUUAUCAGUUAUAGGGAUGAACAGAGGGAGACUACGUUUGAAACUCGAGUCAUAACAAAAUUCCCGGUUAUUGUAUAUAGAGAAUAAUUACUGACAUCAGAUUCCACCCCCGCAGCCGCCGUUGAUAUAUUAAGAUGGCUUCUCACACAAACCCCAUAACGGAAUUAUCUCUGGAUCUUUCCAUAACCCCUCGGCCCCGCCCGCCCCGGACAUAUAUGUUUAUUAUUCUCGCGUUAGCUAUUGUUUACUAUUCAACAAUACCGGAAAUAAUAAAUGAAUCCUACUAUGAUAAACAGAUAUUAGAACUUUUUUAAACAACAUUUUAAAAAAUAAAAUAUCUUUUUAUAUCAUAUCUCCAGCUCACCGUGAUAGCCGUUCCCGAGCCCGUCACUAGACAUAACACGAACAUGGAAUUAUGGAAAAUCAUUCACCGGAUCGUAUCCGCGAGCUUUCAAACGAACCGGUUUCUGGAAUAUUCCAUUUUACUAUUCGUCCUUUCGUUGAAACUCAUAGUUUUCUCCUCCACAGUGGACACUGUUUCGCUUGGAGACGUCGCCCCCAUGGGAUAUAACCACACAAUAAUUCCAUCUUUAAUAUAUAAAUAACACUAUGGAGAUAUGAAACUCUGACGUCAUUAAAAUAAUAUAAAUAGAAAAAUAAUAAUCAAACGAAAAAAAUUUAAAAACAGAAUACUUUUUUCAUAAAUGUCUAUUCACAUAGUAUAUGUAUAUAUUGAAAAAUAGAGUCAUUACAUGUGAAAAAAUAUAUAGAAAAUCGGCUAUUACAGUCCUCGUGUUAACGAAAAUAACCUUUGUAAUGUGAGCUGCGAUCUGACUCACACGAUGUAAAUAUCUUAAGACGAGUCUGACAAUACCACGAUUUAUUCUCAGAAUAAUAUGUGACAAUUGCAGUAUGAACA